AUGAGAUGUAUACAUAGUUACACUAGAUGUACAAUAUAUAAGUACACUCACUAUCUAUCGAUAAGUGUUAUCAUGUCAAUAGCAUGCUUACAUCGCACGCAUUUUACAUGUCUACCCAAUCUGUCCCUCGGAAGGCGAAUCCUGAUAAAUAAAGUGUACAUAAGCGACGACAAUGGCGGAGCGGGAGAAUGCGGGAGAGAAACCGCGGGGUGAGAAAAUCCAGUGGAAGUCCGAGGAACUGACCAUUCUGUUCCUCAAGCGAUUAGCCAAGGGAUUUCUCAGUGGAGUUGGUCUGUACAGUGGGGUGAAGGUCAUAUCGGCCCUGAUGAGGAACCCCUUCCGGGAGAAGUUGCCUAGUGUCCUGAUGAAAAUAUUCUCCACGGACUGUCUACGCUUCGCUUCUUUUCUUGGACUUUAUCCAAGUGUGUAUCAACUUCUACGUGAAAUUUUACAGAAAGCGAGGAACACGAAGGAUGGGUGGAACAGCAUGGCCGCUGGAGGAUUAGCGGGGUUAACUUUAUGUGUAGAGGACCCAACUCGACGACUUAUCUUCUGUCUGUUCGCUAUCUCCAGAGCGAUUGGUGCGUUAGUCUCCACCCUUGUAGCCAGAGAGAAGAUACCUGAAAUCCCCUACUCAGAGACCGUGUCCUUCUGUUCGUGCUGCGCAUUCUUAGUAUACUGCACAGCUCUUAAUCCACAGCUCCUCAAUACUGGGUAUUAUUUCUCUGUGUUGAAGUGGUCACGUGACUACACGGACAAAAAACUGCAGGUUUUAUUCAGAGAACCUGGCGAAAGGUUUUUGACCUGCCAGGAUGUUGGGUUGCACAAAGACAACUGCUUUCGUCACGCUGUUGUUGAUUGGGUGAAGAGUUUUCCCGCCUUUGCCAAACUUUACUUCCCCAUUCACGUCGCACCAGUCGUUAUAUUUAGACGGGCGUUGCUCCUUGAGAGGCCGUACAGAGUUUUGAAGUCCAUUUUGAAAAACACCAUCUUUUCUACCGCUUUCCUGGCGACCAUGGUAAUGCUGGCCAAGUAUAUGAUAUGCUUGUUAAGAAAUUUAUCACAAAAGCCUCCUCCUUUGGCUACUUAUAUUCCUGCUGUCGCUGGAUUUGUUUGUGGACUAGGAGUUCUAUUCGAACGCGCGUCUAGACGAAAAGAGUUAUCCUUGUUCUUAGUCCCUCACACGCUUUAUGCCUUGUAUCUUUGGACAAAACAGAAGAGGAUUCUGAAGGACAUUCCUUUCGGUUCUGUGGCGUUGUUCGCCGUCUCCAUGGUAUCUGUGAUGCACGCGUAUGAACGUGAACCGGAGUCCCUCUCUAUGCUCUUGAAUGGAGUCUUGAGAUAUUUUGUUGGUGAACAGACUAAUGUACGCUUUAGAAUCCGCAGAAGAGUGAAAACUGUUAGUGAAAUGUUAUCGUAAUAAAACGUUAGAAUAUUCAUUGUUUAUUCAUGCAUAAAAUGUUAACUGAA
Messenger RNA from Ostrea edulis (European flat oyster), 1470 nucleotides. RefSeq lists its product as uncharacterized. NCBI's taxonomy places the organism in Eukaryota, Metazoa, Mollusca, Bivalvia, Ostreida, Ostreidae. Bases 173 to 1420 code for a protein of 415 amino acids. The record is from RefSeq and is a predicted model, not a curated record. The transcript has 4 exons.